CUAAGGCGAGGCUGGGCUUGGCAAUCAGGCAGGCUGGGUUCUCUGGAAAGCCUGUCAACACCAAAGCAUCCCCAAGCAGUUAGUUUACAUGUAUCUGCAAAUUCUAGCAAGAAGAAGGACAUGUAUUGCGUUUUCUGACCAAUUAUGAGGGCGAGAGGGUGAUUUUUUUUUUUUCCGGAAAGCUUUCAGUCUCCUUGGAACCUCUGGGCAGUUGUGGGCGAAGCGUUCAAGUGUAAUCCAUCUGUAGGGCUGUGGCAUCUGUGGUAGUUUGCUGUCUGCUCACUACAAAAUGCUCUUGCAGACACAUUUGCAAAACUGGAACUUAUUCUACCCACCAGACUCCGAGCCUGUUGAUGGUAUGAUGCAAUGGAGCUGGUUUUUGGGGGGUUGCUUAGUUGCCAAAUAAUAUAAAAAAAAAAUACUGCAAAAUUACCUCCAAAACCAACAAACAAAUAUGUCAGUAAUGAGCUGUUUCUUUUGUCUAACUGAUAAGAGCACUUAAUAUUUUGAAAGGCAAAUAAAAUAUUUUGUUAUCACAGACCCUCUCACAUUAUUCCAGUUCUAGGUGAGUAAACCAAGGCAGAAAAGCUCUUGGCUUGGAGGGACAGGGCUGGUUUGGCAGAGCUGGAGUUAGAAGUCAGAGCUUCCAGGCUGUUGUUUCUGUUCUCCGAUGAUUUAGCAGGCUGCCAUGUUGUGCUGGUGCAGCCAGUGUGACUUUGUUUUCUCUUUGGAAAAUCUUAGUGGUCGUUUCCAUUGCUAUAAGUAGAAGGGGGGAGCUUUUGCACUGCAGUGAGACCUGUAGGGAAACUCCUAGCUGUGCCUUCCUGAUAAGAUUAUGGUCAUUGGCUUUGAUGCUGCCUUUUGUAUCUGCCGUUAGUGUUACAGAGGAAAUUCGAAUGUAGCUUUUCCUUAUGGCACACGUAGUGUGCAACAGCAGUGAAUGUUUGCUGUCAUCUUCAAAUCUGAAACAGCCUCGCAAUAAUUUGCUCCUGGUACUUAUUGAUGUGAGACAAGAGGAAAGAUGAAAAACUUAUGACAAAUCCAUCCUAACUGUAAGGUUAGCUGCCAUUUCAGUUACUGUCUCCCCUGCAAGCCAAAGUUUUUGUUAAUUAAGGGUAAGUCUCAUGCAUAAAGAAGUCAGUUGUCGUUAGCAACUUCAGUGAGUGAUUCCACAGCUCUGUGUUGGGGCUGAAAUGUUGCUGUUGAGCUGUAAGUGUUCUGACUGCUGACAGUUUGACUAGUCAGGUGCUUUUGUGGGUUUUAUUCUUUUUAUGUGUGUUUAAUAAAAAACUUUUUUUUUUCUUGCAAAGCUCUGAAAUGCAUGUUAUCCACAUGUGUGUUCAGACUGGCCUGUCAGACCCUUUGAUCCGCUUUAGAAAGCGACUGAAAGCUUAAAAAAGAAAGAAAAAGAACAAAACAAAACCUGAGUUCGUUGCUAACUGGCUGUUGCUGUAUACAUCCCAAUUUCCUUUAAAACUUUAAUAUCUCAGUAGCUUAAUUAUUUACUAGUUGAAAGUUACUGGCCUCUUACUCUAGUACCGUUUUCUUGCCAGAUUGCACCUCUGAAAUGAAAGUGUCCUUUUGGGCUAGGUAAACUCAUAAAAUCCAUUUUUGUCUUUUCUACCAGCCAGAGUGAUGACGUGAAAAUCGAACACGCAGUCCUUUGAAAGGCCUCUUGGGUCCUCUUCGGAAAGGGCAGGUGGUUGCUCUGCCACCUACCAAGGCUUGAUUUCUGCCUUGCUUUAGUGAGCUGAAUCUCAGCAGCCAGAUCACUGCAACCUGCUUUUAUGUCCUGUUAGGGAACUGCCUUGCACUGAGCUUAGGAGGGUGAGAGAGCAGGGAAGAUGAUGGGGCAAAUACUGCAGUGCUUUCUGGCUGGCUCUGGAGGGGGAAAGAAGAGAUGGUAAUUUUGAUUCUCACUCUGUGGUGUUUCUUCAGCCCUGUGGAGCAAUCACCAUGCUAAUAUCAGAGUAGGCGUUUAGACUUCAGCUGCCAGUCUCCUUGUGUGCUGAGCAUUUACGGCCUAAGAUAUUACUCUAGGAAUUACUAGAGCAAGACUUGAGGAUUUUAAAAAUUAAAGAGUAUUAAUAAUUUAGGAUAUUGACAUGACCGCAUUGUGGCCUAUAUUUAACAUCCUGUAUAACAAUCUCUCUUCCAGUAAAAGCUGCACUAUAGGAAUGGUUCUUCGACUGUGGAGUGAUACUAAAAUCCAUCUUGAUGGUGAUGGGUAAGAAACCACAUUAAAAGGAUAAAUGUCCUUCCCUACUUGGGGGCUGCUCUAGGAGAGAUUCUCCAUCACCUUGCAAAUGAAGUUCCAAUUUUGGAUUCAUGGCUGCAGUCCUCUUAUUCAGACAUGGCUUCAGCGUGAGCACUGCAGGCAGAAUGCACAUCUUCAAGCCAGUGUCGGUGCAAGCCAUGUGGUCUGCUUUACAGAUCCUCCAUAAAGCCUGUGAAGUUGCAAGAAGGUACAACUACUUUCCAGGUGGGAUGGCCUUGGUCUGGGCCACAUACUACGAGAGCUGCAUCAGCUCCGACCAGAGCUGCAUCAAUGAGUGGAAUGCAAUGCAGGACCUGGAGUCCACCCGUCCCGACUCUCCAGCUCUGUUUGUUGACAAGCCAACUGAAAGGGAACGAACAGAACGGCUCAUUAAAGCCAAACUCCGGAGCAUCAUGAUGAGCAAAGACCUGGAAAAUGUGACUUCUAAGGAGAUACGAAACGAGCUGGAGAAACACAUGAAUUGCAACUUGAAGGAAUUUAAGGAAUUUAUAGACAAUGAAAUGCUGCUUAUACUGGGUCAGAUGGACAAACCAUCUCUGAUUUUUGAUCACUUAUAUCUGGGGUCCGAGUGGAACGCCUCCAACCUCGAGGAGCUGCAGGGCUCAGGCAUCGACUACAUUUUGAAUGUGACCAGGGAAAUUGAUAAUUUUUUCCCCGGUUUGUUUGCAUAUCACAAUAUCCGAGUGUAUGACGAGGAGACAACAGACCUCCUGGCUCACUGGAAUGAGGCAUACCACUUUAUAAAUAAGGCCAAGAAGAAUCACUCCAAGUGCCUGGUGCACUGCAAAAUGGGCGUGAGCCGGUCAGCAUCUACCGUUAUAGCUUAUGCGAUGAAGGAGUUUGGCUGGUCACUGGAAAAGGCCUAUAAUUACGUGAAGCAAAAACGCAGCAUUGCAAGACCAAAUGCAGGCUUCAUGAGACAGCUUUUGGAAUACGAAGGCAUUUUAGAUGCGAGCAAGCAGCGCCACAAUAAGCUGUGGAAGCAGCAGGCAGAGAGCAACCUACCCCAGAACACAGAUGGCACCACGGGGUCGGGCGACUUCUUACUCGAAAGCUUAGACAUUGACCUAGAAAACCGCCUCGCUGACCUGGACACACCUUCGCAGUCAGCGUUCCUGGACAACCGUGCCGGCACAGAAGUGUCUGUGGGGUUUAAUUACUGCUUCCAUCGCCUCUCAGACACACUGCUGGAGAACAAGAUCCCCGGUGACAGGGAGGGCUUUUUCCACGUGGAGGAGCUGGAGCGGGAUGCGCUUGUGGAGCGCACUGCCUCGCUGGUCGGACAGCCUCCGUCCGUGCCUUCGGAGGGGAGGCUGCUGGAGACGGUGAAAGCCGUGGAGACAGCAGAGCCGCUGGCAGAGCUCAGCAGUUUCAGUGAGAAGGAGGUGAAGAAGAAAGUGGACUUCAGCCCCAGGAAGGGAAGGAUAGUGCUGGGCCCUGGGGACCAUGGGGAGGACAGUAUCAGGGAGGAAAAUCCAAUGGAAAAGUGGAAGCGGCGUUUGUCCAUGCACAAGGAGGAGAGCAGGCUUAAUAGAGAGAACUUGAAUAACAACAACAGCAAAAGGAGUUGCCCAGAGGAUUUUGAGCAUGACGCAGUGUUUGGGAUCCUCAGUAAGGUCAAGCCUUCCUAUCAAUCUUGCACUGACUGCAUGUAUUCCUCGGCCAGUUUGUCUCCCGACUCCUUCGGGGAGCAGUGCGAAAAGCUGAACCCCAGCACUGCACGUCGCAGCACCACCAUCUGCACGCAGCCAGCCCUCCUCUCCCACAUCAAUGCCAACUUGGCAGACCACCUGCCCAGCAAGGCACACUCAGAGGAAGCAAUCAGAACUAAAAAUAAUGAGGUUCCGCUUCCUCUGUCGGCAGGAACCGGUACUUUGGAGGCUGGCACUGGCAAAUCGCUUGAUCAACACUGCAACAUUUUGGAGAAAGGAAAAGAGGCACCAAAAACCCCAGUCAAAACGAUGCUGCCCAGGAGAAACUCACACUGUGACAAGAGCCUCCUUAACACAGAAGUGGUAAAAGAUGAGUCUCUAGUCAGAAAAGAUAGCAAACCUACCAAGGAUCUGAAGUACUUGUUCAGCAAAGACUUGGAAAAGCCAAGUGCAAACAGUUACUUGAUGCAGCAUCAGGAGUCUCUCAUUCAGCUGCAGAAAGCAGGCUUGGUUAGGAAACACACCAAAGAGCUGGAGCGGUUGAAAAGCCUGCCCUCAGAUGCCUCCUCACUGCUCAGAGAGACCCCCCUGAGCAGAGUUGACUCGGGCAUUGUAGAGGAAAGUGGGGAUUUGAUCUCGCAUCAUGGCCUCGUACCUCUUCUGGGACCAGCACCGUUGAUACCUGAAGAUGCAGAAAACGAUGUGGAGAAGUUAGAGGUGAAGCGCGUCUUGGAGGGGAUCUCUCAGAAAACCUCCACGCCUGUCAUGUGUCGGUUGGAGCACACGAGCAGUUUCACCAAGGACUUCCUGAAGACCAUCUGCUACACUCCCUCCUCCUCCCGGAGCUCCAACCUGACACGUAGCUCCAGCAGUGACAGUAUCCACAGCGUGCGGGGCAAGCCUGGCCUGGUGAAGCAGCGAACUCAGGAAAUUGAGACCAGGCUGCGGCUGGCUGGCUUGACUGUGUCUUCUCCUCUGAAGAGGUCCAAUUCUCUCGCCAAGCUAGGAUGUCUUAACUUGUCCUCUGAGGACUUAUCAAGUGACAUGGAUGCGUCAACCAUAACGGACUCAAAAGAGGCCAUUUCAAGCAAGUCUUCCAUGCUCUGUGAGCCACAAUCCACGCUGAGGAGUGCAGACAUCACCUCCAAACUGGCAGCAAAGCCAGCAGUUGGAAACUUGAAGAACACGCUUUGGAUGGGCAAAAGUUGAUGCCUCUGUGGGAGGAGUGGGAGGAUGGAUUUUUGGGUUUUUAUGGCAUUUAUUCAUUGCACCAAUGCAGUUUUAUCAUCUGACUUGGCAGUAGUUCAUCUGAUGCCACCUCUUCUUCCCCUCCUUGUACUCUUAAGUGGGGAGGAAAAAAAAUCAUAAUGGGUCACGAUGAAUGGCACGAGGGAAAAUAAAUUGUAUUGCAUGGCUUAGAAGAGGACUUUGUGUGUGAAUUGCCUGUUGUCCUGCAGGAUGCUAUUUCUAGUACUGUUUGCCAAGUAUAAUAAUGUGUUUUUGUGUGUGUAUAUAUAGAUAGAUAUUUGUAUCUAUUUAUCUAUCUAUAUAUAAAAAUGCUGAAAUAUUCUGUUUUGAAAACUCAACAAAAUAAUUAGUCAUGACUUUUUUUUUUUUGACAGAACAAACACAAGUCUCUAGUUAAAACAGGGCACUUGUGAAAAAAUCCUUAAAAUGGUGACAUGAACACUACCUCUGUUCUUGCUGACUUUUAGUCUUGGUUUGUUAUUUGGUGGUUUAUAUAUUUUUUUCUUUAAAAAGGCUUUUCCCACAAUACUUAACUGUUGUUUGAAGGUAUUCCCUUAAGGAGGAGUACGGAGACAGAGGCUUUACCGCGCCAAGUGACCUAGCUGUGAAGUGAAGGAGUAUCGAGCUGUGUUUGUGUUGACUGUGUGACCUGCUGGCAUUAGUCCGUCUUUGCGUGACCGGGUGAAUUGUCAUAGUCUCGUGUUGGUGCCGGAGUGAUGCCCCGACUGUUGGUGUCGCAGGCUUAUGCUCCUGUGGAUAGGUGUCUUGUUCUUUGGGUGUUUUUGCUGUCGUCGUGGUUUGUAAUGUCCCAGUACUAAUGACGAGCCUGGCCAGUAAGUGACCGUGGACCCUAGUGAAGCUUUGUGUAUUGCUGUGUCAGUGUCGUGGAUCCUGUGUUGGGGACCCUUCUUCAUCGGGCUGUUGGUGAUGUGCUGUGCCAGUGAGAUGGCCGAGGAGGGAUGGCUCUCCUGGUGCGCGUGCAUUUGAAAUCCCAGUAGGCAAUAGACGAAUGUGUGUCUUUUCUGGUUCUUGCUGUUGGUUUUGGUAGAACGGUUGUGCAUCCUUGGUUUGCUGGCAGCCUGGGAAGCUGUUGAUGAAGUCCAAGGGGUUAUUUAUGGUGGGUGUCAGGAGGCUGGGUGGCCCCAGAAGGGGAAGCCAGGGUGUACGUGUCCCAGCUCCUCUAGGGCUGCACCAGCCUCCUGCCAGGGGUGACAGAGGCGUAAAUCCUACUCUUGGGGGGUGCCUCCUUCAGGGCGAGCAGUCAAACAGGAAUACAGGCUCACUCCAAAGAGAGAGAGGGAUAUUGAAGGUAUGGGUGAGAUCUCCUUUCAGAGGAAAGCUGGCGUGACCCGCAGGGAGCACACCGAGGGCUGCCCGUCCUCCCUCGGCGAGGCGCCCGUGGCACUGCGUGCUCUGCGGCAAUCGUAGCCGAGGAAGCACAGCCCUUCCCGCACCAGAGGCUGGCUCUCAGGGGACCAGUCUCAGACCAGUGUUACUGUGCACACCUCCUCUUGCUGCCCUGCUGUGGGAGAUGCUUGAAACACAGCGGUGCACCGAUGCUACACGAAAUGCACAUCUCUUUCGCAUAUUUGGCGGAGAGAGCAGGGCUGCAAGCAAUCGUUCUCAGAGUCUGUAUUAAUCAAAAAUCCACUGCCUUGAGAAAGGUGGCCAUGUGCUUUACUGUCCUAAAUGCCCAGAGUUUACCUUUUUUUCCUUAAGCAUUAAAACCCCCACAUUUUUAUAUUAACAGUGUGAGGAAUUGUAGGGACUAGCAAUCAGUAAGUAAACGUCCCUUCUUAAAGAAUUUUAAACUUGAUGUACAUUUUUAGCUUAAGGCACACUUCCUGUUUCACCCAUGAAAGCUGAUUUGAAGCAAAAGCUGCUGCCUGAGGGGAACCUGGAAAAUGUGCACAAGCUUUUGCUUUUGGGGGCUGAGAAAACGCUGGGUCGUGUUCAGAGUAGGACUGAAAUACCCUCUACCCGAUGUCAGCGUACCAUGGGUGCACGUGCAAGUCCGGAUCUGCAAUAAAUUUCCUAUAUUUGUAUCAUCUUUAUUAUCCUUGUUUAUACCCAGAGUCUGAUUUAUGGAAGGGGGCAGAUGAUGGGGGCACACAGGAGUCCCCGGGGCUGUUGAUGCCUGCAGAGCUCGGAGCGGCCGCCUGGGAGGGCCUUUGUGCCUCCUGCCCGGCGAGCCUCGGCCUCGCUGCGCUCAGGUUUGAUCCCAGCAGUUUGAUCGUCAGCCUCAGCUUGCAAGAGCCAUUGGCACUGUUAUUUUUCUCCACUGUAUGUUACACCGGCACCUCUCUCAGUGCUGCAGACACUUCCCCCAUCGCUGCCCAGCCAAGGGAAGAACUGGGGGGUCGGAUUUGAAUAAAUUCAGAAAAAUUCUGUUAACUGAUACAAGCGAACAUAUAUAUUUCCUUCCUGUUUUCUUGAGUGCCUGCCAAGUUCUGCGUACGAACCACUGCUUUCCCAGGGCAUAGCUCAGCGCUGACCGCCUUCCUCCUGCCUGUCGCUGGGACUCGGCUCUCGCUGGACCAACCCCACCGCUUCACCCGUCGGGCUCGGGGCUCCGUGGCUGCGUCGUCGCGACGCCGUCAGGAUAGAGGCACGGUUUAGUGGGAGUCGGUCUCGAAGCCAACGUGCACUAGAAGCACUGGUGUGCCAUUUUGAAGGCUUUUGUAGCCAAACCGAUGAUGCUUGCAGACUUCGUUAGAUUUGUUGCAUGAGAAGGUAGAUGUGUUUGUCCUCUCCCACGUAUUGUAAUUGUUCUUUUACAAUUGAGUGCCUUAAUAAUAGUUUACAAAUACUGUGUAUUUAUGCUGAGCUGUUAAACUCUGCUGUUUGCUAUUCAUUUUCUUUGGUGCUUUUGGUGUUUCCGGUGGCAGUGAGACCGUUACCACUUCUGCAUAUCGACCUCCCGGCCCCGCUGAGCUCAGCGCUGCUAACCACUUCCCUUCUGCUCUGUGUAUGGCAAAACCAAAGGGCCGUGUUGAGACACCGCCGUGCCGGCUGCAGCUCCCAGUGCCCACAUUUAUCUAUGCAUUGCUGCAGAAACGCGGGCGGGGGUGUCGGGGGAGACAUCCCAUCGACGGCCGGCCACGCUUUGCUCAGCGGAUCGCCGGGUGUGAAUCCAAACCCAGACCCGUUCUGCCAGAAAACCCUAAAUGCACAAAACUGGCACCUUAUUUCCAGUCCAGGCUCUGUUGGUCUGUGUGAUAGCAAUAGGUGUCCUGGCCGUCCUUUCCAUGAAGGUGGUGUUUGGCUCGGUCGUGUCCCACCGUCCCCCUUGCAGGCAUCGCCCGCUCCCGCUGGGGAGCCGGCUCCGACCUGGGCGGUGGAGAGCGUCCUGGCUAGGCCGUGACCACAGACCCGGAGAGGAGGGGUGGGUGAGUAACGUGUAGCUGUUCCAGUGCAUUGCUGUACUCUAUGAUAACGAUGUUCCUUUUAUUUCAUGGUAUUUCUUAAUUCUGGUUUUAUAUUUAAAUAUGCAGUAUGUUUAUAUAUUUAUAUUUAAAUAUACUGUACGUUGGCGGUAGGGGAUGCAUAAUGCACUUUUUUUUUACUUUCGUUUGUAAAAAUGUACUGUAUAUUUUAUGUGCUUCUUGUGAGAAAAAUAAACUUUUUUGUUUUCCUUUUACAAA
Molecule: messenger RNA, 8822 nt
Organism: Phalacrocorax carbo (great cormorant)
Lineage: Eukaryota; Metazoa; Chordata; Aves; Suliformes; Phalacrocoracidae
Source: RefSeq, a predicted model, not a curated record